Messenger RNA from Symbiodinium sp. CCMP2592, 678 nucleotides. The record is from the annotation of a GenBank genome assembly. NCBI's taxonomy places the organism in Eukaryota, Dinophyceae, Suessiales, Symbiodiniaceae.
AUGAAUGGAAAUUGGAGGCCGAGCGAGCCAGUGCGGGUGGAUGUCUCCCAACCCAAAGGCUACUCCUUUCAGGUUGCGGCUCGUUUCGCUGAAGAGAAGAAGCCGAAGGCCUUGAACUCGAGGAUUGCACACCUCCGGCGGAUCCAUGCGCACUUGAUCGAGGACGAGCGGCCCAAGUCCGAUGAAGAGAACGAGGACGAAGGUGAGGCCGAGGAGGAACCGCAUGCAAAAAGCCCGACACCGGUCAUGCUCAGUCCUUAUGCUGCCCAAGAUGACGACCGCGCAGCUGUUCCUCGAAUGGAGGACGACUCGGAUGUCUUGGUGGGUAUCUGCGACUGGUGGGGGACUUUGCAUCCGCCCAUCAUUCCUCCGCCUGACGGGACGGGCGUGACACUGGACGAGAUACGCUUCCAGCAGUUGCAAGAAGUGGAGGAGAUCAAGCGGGUUUGUGCCCGAAGGAGCUAUCCCGUGAAUGUUGGAGUCCUGGAAAGAGCCCUGGUCAUGCCUGCGCACAAGCUCAAUCCUGGUCACCUGAAUGGCAUCUACAUCGUCAACACCAGCCCGGACCUGCUGUCGAAUCCUUUCUUGGCAAAGAAAAAGAAGAUCAAGAAGAAAAAGAAGCUCGGAAAGGGCAAGAAAUCCCGCAGCACCUCAGCAAAGAAAGGGAAAGGAAAGUGA